UAUUUUUUCCAUGUGUAUUUUGCAAACUGUGAGCAAUGCUGGUAGAUUACGGGUUCUUCCUCCUUCUUGAAUUAGGGUUUUCAGAUUUUCAUUUCACUCUCACUUCAUCAUCCUCGUCACCUGCAAUGUAUUUCCUUUGGAUCGCUAAUUGUUGAACAUAUCAUUGCAUUUCCACUCUCGUUCUGUUUCGCUAGCUCGAUAUCACAAGUGCUAAUUGAUUCGAGGUUGUGUUCACAUAGGAGUUGUUUGUGACAAUGCGACGGCAGGGGCACUAUGGGGAUCCAUCGGCCAACACUAGUGUUGGUAGCCAGAUGCAUCAUAUGGUGGCCGGUCCAAGGGGGGAGGCCAAGUCUGGCAAUUUUGAAGGACGGCUCGAAGCCUUUACUCCAGAAAAGGAAGAAUCCGUAUGCGAAUUCCACCCAGAGGGUCAUGUGGAAUGGGAAAUGGACGAAUCGAAGAUGUCCAAUUCAAUGGCAUCUCGGAUGUUUAGUGAAGGUCAAGGGGUUGAUGCUUCAAAGUCCUAUUUUCAAGGGCAGGGCCGGAACAACAAUGAUUCCAGAUCUCAGGCCCAUGAAGAAAAUAUGGAUGUUGGAUACGAAGGAAAUCAUUUAUCACAAACUUUUGAAGGUCUUGAGCAGAAUUUUCGUGAUGACAUUAUUAAACUCACUAAAGAACAGAAUGACGCUGAAGAUGCAGAAUAUGCCAGACACAGAGAGAAAAUUAAUGCAAUCAAUGCUCAGUAUGAAGAAAAACUGGCAGCACUUCGAGCUCAGCAUAGCAACCGAAGAGCUGAAUUUCUUCAAAGGGAAGCACAUGCUAGGCAACAACAGUACCAGCAACUCAUAAGGGAUCCUUACCCAAGCAGUGGCUUGGCACCCCGAGACCCUCAUGGUUUCAACAAUGCGAAUGCUCCAGGUGUAGGUGGAGAAGUGCAACGAGGUUAUUCUGCCGAUCAUUUUGAUCCUAACAGGGAGAGAGCUCGAUUUCUUGGAGGUGGUAGAGAUCAAGGAUUUGAACCUAGGGGUCCAUAUCCUGGUGGUCGUGUCUACGACACUGGUUCACGCUACUACAAUUGAGUUUUGACCCAAAGGUUUAUCUCUCAUUUUGGGUUUCUACUGCAGCCCAUGUAACCGUACACACCAUAGCCCUGCAUGAUCAGAACGUGGGAGAAGAAUGGUAGCGUUGGGGUGGACGCAAUCGGAGCUCAGGCAAGGAGCAUACGGCGGAAGACGAUGCCUCCAACCACUCGGUGGGCCUGGAUCGCGAACUUGUACAAGCCCAUCAGAUCGUGCUUCUUAAAGAGCUUCUUGCGAUUCCAAGAAGACUGUUGUUGCGCAUUGCAUCUGUUGGCACUGAUUGGUUGUAGAAGGAGAACAUCUUUUAAGCUUUUUCGAUGGUUUGUUGGCUUUAAAUUUUCAAGUUUACUGGUUAUGAUUUUUCUUGC
Vigna umbellata (rice bean) is the source of this 1444-nucleotide messenger RNA. RefSeq lists its product as uncharacterized. NCBI's taxonomy places the organism in Eukaryota, Viridiplantae, Streptophyta, Magnoliopsida, Fabales, Fabaceae. The record is from RefSeq and is a predicted model, not a curated record.